AUGAGGUAUCGGGCCAAUCUGGCAGACAACCUCUUGAGUUUUCACCCGAUUACAGGCAAAUCGGAGAAGGGUGGGGAGGUGGACCGACAAACCCUGGCGGCCCUAGGGGUCAACCUUUCCCAGGACAUAGACAGCCGCCCUCCAGUAGAAACCCUGUCCGCGGCUGGGGGCCGAAGGGUCGCUGAUCUUUGCCCCUGCCUCGCCAGUCCUUCCCUACAGCCCCUGGCCCCCGGCUCCAGCAGAUCUCCCCGGCUCUUGCGCCCUCGUGGCUUCAGCGCUCCCUUGGCCCCGAGACCCCAGCAGCGGCCCCCUUGUCUCCAGCGCGCGCUUGUUGGCUCCUGCCGCGCCAUCCGCUCCACGGUCCCACAGCAGCGCCCCCCUCCCUCCAGCGCGCCCCCCUCGGCUCCAGCGCCCCAGCAGCGCCCUCGCGCCUGCCCUUUGUGCUCGGCUGCCCCCCCCGCCCGGGUGCCAGAGAGCCGCCCCCAUCCCCACAGGCGCCCCCCACCGUUCCCUCCCUCCCGGGCGGGAUCCUCCCCCUCGGCCUAG
Phascolarctos cinereus (koala) is the source of this 546-nucleotide messenger RNA. The record is from RefSeq and is a predicted model, not a curated record. NCBI's taxonomy places the organism in Eukaryota, Metazoa, Chordata, Mammalia, Diprotodontia, Phascolarctidae.